Hermetia illucens (black soldier fly) is the source of this 748-nucleotide messenger RNA. RefSeq names its product 39S ribosomal protein L22, mitochondrial (gene mRpL22). NCBI's taxonomy places the organism in Eukaryota, Metazoa, Arthropoda, Insecta, Diptera, Stratiomyidae. Gene Ontology annotation, biological process: ribosome assembly; translation. Gene Ontology annotation, cellular component: ribosome; mitochondrial large ribosomal subunit. Gene Ontology annotation, molecular function: structural constituent of ribosome. Bases 12 to 701 code for a protein of 229 amino acids. The record is from RefSeq and is a predicted model, not a curated record. The transcript has 3 exons.
AUCAGCUGUUUAUGUCCAAGGCUUGUAGGUUAUGUUGGGAAUUGGAGGUGGUAGAGAUGUCGGGGCUUGCAAAACAGUUCUCCAGGCUACUGGCGAUUCGCUGCAUUCCUAAUGGUGUGAGACAAAUAUUACCUGUUCAGGCACUACAUACAACAAAUGUUCUCGACAAAAACUGGAAUACAGCCAACACUGGGCCGAGGAAAUGGCUCCAAUACAAUAAGGUUGUGCACCCUCCACAAGAGCCACAUGAGGAACCUCGAAAUGCAUAUGUGUGCCAUAUGAAAACUAACAUUAAAUACAGCCCAGAUAAAAUGUGGUACAUCGCCUCAUUUGUACGCGGCAUGACAGUAGACGAAGCUGUGAAACAACUGAGCUUUAUCCUAAGGAAGGGAGCAAAGUAUGCCAAAGAAACCAUAUUGGAGGCACAGAAAAUAGCUGUCGAGCGUCACAAUGUUGAGUUUAAAAGUAAUUUAUGGAUUGCGGAGUCAUUUGUUGGUAAAGGACGCUACUUUCGCGGCGUACGGCGCCACGCACGCGGUCGUACAGGCGAAGUUGAGUACAAGCAUUGUCAUUAUUUCGUUCGUUUAGAAGAAGGUCAACCUCCAAAGGACUAUUACCUUCCGGCACCGAAAACACCUCAGGAACAAUUCGACGAAUGGAUGGAGGGCAUGCGUAAACGAAAAAUCACACACACGCUUUAAAAUUAACUACUUAGUUUUAUUAACAAUAAAAUUACUUUAUAAUGUUA